This is a messenger RNA of Terrapene triunguis (Three-toed box turtle), 5445 nucleotides long. It is a transcript of the gene COL3A1, whose product is annotated as collagen type III alpha 1 chain. Bases 129 to 4514 code for a protein of 1461 amino acids. Gene Ontology annotation, molecular function: protein binding; extracellular matrix structural constituent. Lineage: Eukaryota; Metazoa; Chordata; Testudines; Emydidae. The record is from RefSeq and is a predicted model, not a curated record. The transcript is spliced from 51 exons.
GUGGCUCAGUUCUGUGCAGGGCCCGGUGCUGAAAGGGCAGGGAACAAUUGAUGGUGCUAUUUUGAAUUGAUUUUUCUUUCCCCCCAUUUUUAUUUUUGCACAUAGAGUCUCAUGCCUAAUAUUUAGACAUGAUGAGCUUUGUGCAAAAAGUAACUUGGCUCAUUCUUGCCGUGUUUCAACCCUCAAUUACUUUGGCACAACAAGAUGUUAUAGGGGCAUGUACACAUCUUGGGCAAGUGUACGCUGACAGGGAUGUUUGGAAACCAGAACCAUGCCAAAUCUGUGUGUGCGACUCAGGAUCUGUUCUCUGUGAUGACAUCAUCUGUGAUGAUCAAGAUAUAGCAGACUGUCCCAACCCAGAGAUUCCAUUUGGAGAGUGUUGCCCUGUUUGUCCACGGGUAACAACAACUCGUGAACCUACUACUAGAACUCCUAUCAAUAAUAAUGUUGUCAAAGGCCAAAAGGGAGAGCCGGGUUCUCCUGGAACUCAUGGAUCACCUGGCUCCCCUGGACUCCCAGGCAGUCCCGGCUCUCCUGGCCAGCCUGGGGUCUGUCAGUCGUGUCCCUCUAUAAAUGGAGGAAGUUUUUCUCCUCAGUAUGACUCCUAUGAUACCAAGGCUGGUACUGGACAAUAUCCACUUUCUCAAGUUCCAGGAAUGCCCGGCCCACCUGGCCUGCCUGGCCCACCUGGUCAACCAGGCUCACCCGGUGGUCAUGGAUACCAAGGUUCCCCUGGUGAGCCUGGACAACCUGGCCCUUCUGGACCUCCAGGACCCCCAGGAUUACUAGGCCCAGCAGGUCCCCCAGGAAAAGAUGGAGAAUCUGGAAGACCAGGCAGAACUGGUGAGCGUGGAUUACCUGGACCAGCGGGCCACAAAGGACCCCCUGGUAUGCCUGGAUUCAAUGGAAUGAAAGGUCACAGAGGCUUUGAUGGAAGAGAUGGCGCCAAAGGUGAUAGUGGUGCGCCUGGUCUGAAGGGUGAAAAUGGUCUUCCUGGAGCAAAUGGAUCACCUGGGCCAAUGGGUCCACGAGGUCCAGCUGGUGAAAGGGGAAGAUCAGGAUCUCCUGGUUCCGCUGGCGCCCGUGGUAAUGAUGGUACUCCGGGAACAUCUGGACAACCUGGUCCCCCUGGCCCUCCCGGAACUGCAGGAUUUCCCGGCUCUUCGGGUGCUAAGGGUGAAGCUGGUGCUCCAGGUUCCCCAGGCUCUGAUGGUACCCCUGGACAAAGAGGAGAACCUGGUCCACAAGGUCAUGCUGGUGCAGCUGGUUCUCCUGGCAAUCCUGGAAGAGAUGGAAACCCAGGUGGUAAAGGUGAAACGGGCCCUGCUGGUAUUCCUGGUGCUCCUGGGUUGAGUGGAGCCCGUGGCCCUCCUGGUCCGGCAGGUAUUAAUGGAAUUCCCGGACAAAGAGGCACGCCAGGUGAACCUGGUAAGAACGGUGCAAAAGGAGAGCCAGGCGCACGAGGAGAGCGUGGUGAAAAUGGUAUUCCAGGUGCUGGUGGUCCUCCUGGUGAAGAAGGCAAAAAGGGUGCUAAUGGUGAGCCAGGCACAAAUGGGUUACCUGGAACACCAGGAGAAAGGGGUACCCCAGGUUCCCGUGGCAUACCCGGUAGUAAUGGACUUCCAGGAGAAAAGGGUCCUGCUGGCGAACGUGGUAGUCCAGGCACUGCAGGUCCAAGAGGAGCUCCAGGAGAACCUGGACGUGAUGGUGGCCCUGGUCUUCCAGGAAUGAGAGGUUUGACAGGAAGUCCAGGAAGCCCAGGACAUGAUGGCAAACCCGGCCCUCCAGGUAAUCAGGGAGAAUCUGGCCGACCUGGCCCUCCAGGCCAAUCAGGUCCACGAGGUCAACCAGGUGUGAUGGGUUUCCCAGGUCCUAAGGGUAAUGAGGGUGCGCCAGGAAAGAAUGGAGAAAGAGGUGGCCCUGGAUCCCCUGGCACACAGGGUCUUCCUGGAAAGAGUGGUGAUGUCGGCCUCCCAGGUCCUCCAGGAGUCGCUGGUCCUCCUGGUGAAAAAGGAGAGGCGGGAUCUCCAGGUCCAUCUGGCUUCCAGGGAUUACCCGGUACUGCAGGUCCAUCUGGAGAGAGCGGAAAGCCUGGAGAACCAGGACAAAGAGGUGAAAAUGGAGCCCCUGGACUCCCGGGUACUAAGGGUGAAAAUGGUCUCCCAGGUGAACGUGGUCCACAAGGUCCUCAAGGUUCUCCUGGAGCAAGAGGUGGAACAGGUCCUCCUGGCCUAGAAGGUGGCAAGGGUCCUGCUGGUGCACCUGGCCCUCCUGGUAGUGCAGGGCCACCUGGUUUGCAAGGAAUGCCAGGAGAGAGAGGAGGUAACGGAAAUCCUGGACCCAAAGGAGAGAAGGGAGAGCCCGGUGGCAGAGGUAGUGAUGGCUUCUCUGGUAAAGAUGGACCAAGGGGUCCUGCAGGUCCCAUUGGGCCCCCAGGUCCAGCUGGCCCACAUGGAGAUAAGGGAGAACCUGGGUCAGCCGGACCCCCUGGUCCUAUAGGUGUCCGCGGUGGUCCUGGUGAUCGAGGUGAACAAGGCCCCCCUGGACCUGCUGGCUUCCCUGGAGCCCCCGGACAAAAUGGGGAACCUGGUGGAAAAGGAGAGAGAGGCCCUGGUGGUGAAAGAGGUGAGCCUGGUCCCGCAGGAGCUGCAGGUCCUCAAGGAGGCCCUGGUGCACCAGGUCCAGCUGGUUCCCAAGGAGCAAAAGGAGAGCGUGGUGCUCCAGGCGGCCCUGGUACAUCUGGUUUCCCAGGUGCUAGAGGCCUGCCUGGUCCCCCUGGUAAUAAUGGCAAUCCAGGGCCACCUGGUAAUGUUGGAGCUCCUGGAAAGGAUGGUGGUCCUGGUCCAGCGGGUAGCACUGGUCCGGCUGGUAGCCCUGGAGGUGCUGGUCCUAAAGGUGAGCCUGGCCAACCAGGUGAAAAAGGUUCACCAGGUUCACAAGGAGCAGCGGGUCCACCAGGUUCACCAGGCCCCUCAGGUAUAGCUGGUCAACGUGGUACUGUGGGACUGCCAGGCAUUGCUGGCAGAUCAGGUAGUCCUGGCCAACCUGGCCAAAAGGGUGAAGAUGGUAAACCAGGCAGCAAUGGUAGCCCAGGAGAACGUGGCGCUCCAGGUCUACAAGGUCCUCCUGGUCUAAGUGGACCAGCUGGAGAAUCUGGCAGAGAUGGUAAUCCUGGAACAGAUGGCUUGCCAGGUCGUGAUGGAUCCCCAGGAACCAAGGGCGAUCGUGGUGAAAAUGGUGGUCCGGGUGUACCUGGUGCCCCUGGACAUCCUGGGCCCCCAGGGAACAUUGGUCCAGCUGGAAAAACAGGUGAAAGAGGAAAUCCGGGUCCUUCUGGUCCCGUUGGCCCUGCCGGUCCUGCUGGUUCUCGUGGUGCUCCAGGUGCCCAAGGUCCUCGUGGUGACAAAGGUGAAACUGGUGAGCGUGGCAGCAAUGGCAUUAAGGGUCAUAGAGGAUUUCCUGGUAACCCAGGUUCCCCUGGUCCCCCUGGUGCUCUGGGUCCACAAGGUGCAAAUGGAAGUCCCGGAGCUAUGGGAGCGAGAGGUCCCCCUGGCCCAUCUGGUCCUCCCGGAAAGGAUGGUACGAGUGGUUACCCAGGCCCCAUAGGUCCUCCAGGCCCUCGUGGUAAUCGAGGUGAAAGUGGCUCUGCGGGUUCACCUGGCCAUCCAGGUCCCAUGGGUCCCCCUGGACUUCCUGGGGCUCCUGGUCCAUGCUGUGGGGGAGGUGAGGGCAUUGGCUCUUUAACUGGUGACAAAGGACAAUCAUACCUCUACGGAGACCAGCCAUCUGAAAACAAGAUCAAUAUGAACGACAUCUUAUCUUCAAUGAAAUCAAUUAACAACCAAAUCGAAAACAUCGUUAGCCCUGAUGGCUCCCGGAAGAACCCAGCUCGUAACUGCAGAGACCUGAAAUUCUGCCAUCCCGAACUCAACAGCGGAGAGUACUGGAUUGAUCCUAACCAAGGUUGCAAGAUGGAUGCUAUAAAAGCAUACUGUAAUAUGGAAACUGGUGAGACAUGCAUCAGUGCUAAUCCCAGCAGUGUGCCACGUAAAAACUGGUGGACCGGUUCAGGAGCUGAAAAGAAACACAUCUGGUUUGGAGAGUCUAUGAAUGGUGGUUUCCAGUUCAGCUAUGGAGAUCCAGAGCUUCCAGAAGAUGUUUCAGAUGUGCAGAUGGCAUUCCUUAGAUUGCUCUCUAGCCGUGCCUCUCAGAAUAUCACUUAUCACUGCAAGAACAGCAUUGCUUACAUGGAUCAGGCCAGUGGAAACGUUAAGAAAGCUCUGAAACUGAUGAGUUCCACUGAGACCGACUUCAAGGCUGAAGGAAACAGCAAAUUUACAUAUGCCGUUCUGGAAGAUGGCUGUACUAAGCACACUGGAGAAUGGGGUAAAACAGUCUUUGAAUACAGAACACGCAAGACAAUGAGGUUGCCUGUGGUGGAUAUUGCUCCCAUGGAUAUUGGUGGUCCUGAUCAGGAAUUUGGUGUGGACAUUGGCCCAGUCUGUUUCUUAUAAAAUCAAGGAUACUGCUUUUUCUAAAACCCCAGCAAGCAAAUCCACACUCUCCUUUUGUUUUAACCUUGUCAACUGGUACAGGUGCUCAACUGUAUCCCAGUUAUUUAUUUACAAAUUUUCUGGAAAAAAAAGGUAAUUCAACAGAGGGUUAAUUGUUUUUAAUUACACAAAGUACAAUAAAAAUGCUUUUUGCUUUUUUUAACCAAAUUCCAUCUUCAAAACAUGUCUCCGUGGUGCUAUAAUAAAACUUCAACACUCAACAAAACAAUACUGUCUUCUAUUAGUUGAAUGAAAGCCAAUUUACACAGCACUGAUUGUUCCCAGCAUCAAAGUUUACCCUAAGACGCCGUCCGUAAAGAUAGAAAGACUUCCCCGUUUCAACUACCUCAACAUGGACAGAAACUGGGAUGAGUUUGAUGAGUUACAGCAAAAAACAAACAGCCCAAUCAAAAUACAUUGGAACCAUUGGUUAAUUCAAGGGAAUUAGGUAUACAAUUGUAUUUUUCUUUACUGAUUAGUUUGAACACCCUAAUGUUACAAUCCAACAAUAAAAUUAUGGUAUUCUGUUUUCACGGGUGCUUCUAUACUUUCCUGUCAUGGCUGGUCAAGACCACUAAAAUUAGGGAAGUGUAAAAGACUAAUGUGAUGGUGCUAAUGUAUUUUUCACUUCUAAAUCUGCAAGACAGGUUUAUUGACUUGCAUUAAAGGAUUAACAACAAUUGUAAAUGUCUCCUGUCAGAGAUUAGGAUUGGCAUACUAUUUUUGAGGUCAUUCUCCCUUCACUCUGUAAAAGUCAAAGAUGCAGAAUUGUGAGCUUCUUUCAUCACAUUAACACAUUUGUAGUGUUGAAGGUUAACCAUCUUUGUAAGCUUUUAUAUUGUUGUUGGUCUUUUCCUUACAGAGACACAUAAUAAAUAUCUUAAUAAAACUC